Molecule: messenger RNA, 6856 nt
Organism: Hemiscyllium ocellatum (epaulette shark)
Lineage: Eukaryota; Metazoa; Chordata; Chondrichthyes; Orectolobiformes; Hemiscylliidae
Product: WASP homolog-associated protein with actin, membranes and microtubules
Exons: 10
Coding region: 61-2394 (777 amino acids)
Biological process (GO): endoplasmic reticulum to Golgi vesicle-mediated transport; Arp2/3 complex-mediated actin nucleation
Cellular component (GO): cytoplasm; endoplasmic reticulum-Golgi intermediate compartment membrane
Molecular function (GO): Arp2/3 complex binding; actin binding
Source: RefSeq, a predicted model, not a curated record
GCGGCCGCAGUUAGGAGCAGGGGGCGGGCUCCGGUGCGAGGCCUCAGGCCUGCUGCUGUAAUGGAGUCCGAGCAGCCUGACAGCCUGGAGGGUUGGGUAGCCAUUAGGCCCGAUGUGUUCUCUGAGGCGGAGAAGAGCUGCCUGCGGUUCCUUGUGGCCUGGAACGAGGUGGAGGGAAAGUUCGCCGUCACCUGCCACAGCCGGAGCCGUGGGCAGCGGCGGAGUGCGGGAGGCGAGCCCGGGGCUCACGGCAGCUGGGCCGCGCUCUACCGCCCGGAGGAGCUGCGCUGGAUCCACCGGCAGUUAGCGACGAGCUGCUCGGCCCUGGAGCCGUGUUUCCCGGUGCUGCCCGAGCUGAGGGCCCCCGGGCUCUGGGGCCUGCUGUUCCCAGGCCGCUCCUUGGCCGAGGGCCCGGAGGCUGGCGCCGGCCUGGAAACCGCCUGCCGCCAACUGGAGCGGUACCUGGACGGAGCGGCCGAGCUGUGCGGCCGCCGCAUCCUCCUGGAGUCGGUGUUUCCUACCGACUCCGACGGCGAGUAUUUCGAGAAUCUGACCGAGUUCCGGAGGAAAAGCCUGGAGCAACGAGUGUCCCGCGGCCGGGAGAACCUGCGUGAGAUCCUGCACCAACACAGAGCUGCUAAAGAUAUGGUGACCCUUAAAACCAUCUACCAGGAAGAAGACGAGGCCUAUAAUGAACUGGUCAAUGCAGCAACACAGUUUUAUCAGUAUUUACUGCAGCCAUUUCGGGACAUGAGAGAGUUUGCUUCACUCUGUAAACAGGAGGUCUUGAAAUCCUUGGAAUUUGAUGAGUUGGGUCCAAGGAGAAUUCAAAGCCUCGAGAAAGAUGCAGAGGAAUGGUCCAGACGGAUGCAGGAAGCAGUCUGCUCAAUCCAGGACAUCACCGUGGAUUACUUUAAGGAGACUGUGAAAGCGCUUGCUGCUAUGCAGAAACAGAUGGAGGAAGAUCAAAAUCACUUUGGCAAAGCUGCCUGGGCCAAUGUAGCGCCCAGACUGGAGAAACUAAAGCUUAUGUUUGCGAAGGAAACAUUACAACACACUAGAGCGAAAGAACUUUGUCUCAAUCGAAGGAAGGUAGAGAUUCAGCAGAAGAUGGAGCUUUUCGAUAGCCAGGAAAUGCUGGAGACAGUAGAUGGGUUAGAAAUGCAGUAUUAUGAAACACAGCUGGAACUGUAUAGUAUUCAGUUGGAAAUGUUAAAGAAUGAAGAGUUGCUUCUUUUUGCACAGUUGGACACCAUUCGACGCCAGAUCAAAGAAAAAGAGGAGGAGGUGGUUUAUUAUGACACUUGUGAAGAUCCUGAGCAGCUUCAGGCUAAUGACAACCUGGGGUUGACCCAUGACACUCGUUCAGUGGAAAUUAAAAAAAUGUGGCGCCAGGUUCACCAGUUGGAGACCAAACGGGGUCGUAUUUGUGCACGUAGAUCCUACCUGAGAAAUAAGCAGGAUCAGUGUGAGGAAUCUCGGAAAGCAAAGCAGCAGCAAGAACGGGAAAAUCGGGAGCGCAUCCAGCAACAUCACAGUAUCCAACUGAAACGUGACCAGAAAAAGGAAGCGGCUCGAAGGAAGAGGGAGUGGGUAAACCAGGAACGGCAAAAGACUUUACAGCGGCUCCGAGUGUAUAAGGAGAAAUCAUCAGCACAUUUUGUAUUUCAACCUCGUUGCCAAACCCUUGGAGUGGAGCGACAGUUCACACCUUCGCCUGCAGCACCCACUGUGUCUGAUCAGCCAAUGUCCCUCCUGGAUCAAUCCACCAGAAAGAAACCGGUAUCAUCCAGAACUUCAAAACCUGCCAGGAGCAGCCUUCCAACUCCCAACGAUAUUCCAGUGCAAAUCUUCCUGCCACCAGGACAAGCAGAGACACACAGGACUUCCUCGGUGCCUCCUAAAACACUCUCGCCACCAUUUCCCCCUCCCCCUCCACCACCUCCUCCCCCUCCUCCUCCUCCCCCUCCUCCAGGACCUGCCCCUUGUACUUUACUGGGUCACACAAGCACUUUGAUACGUGACAACCAAGGCCAGCCAGUCCUAACUUUGGCAGAGAAUUCAGUGAAGAAAUCCCUGAAGGAAAAUAUAGGAACUAUGGACGAUGUGCUAGCUUCCUUGAAGCGUGGGGAAGUUUUGCUUCGAAAAGUAGAUCAAACAAAGCCGCAAUCUCUUGACAAGGCCGAGGACCUGCGACAGAACAUGCUGGCCUCAAUUCGACAAGGCAUCCGUUUACGAAAAGUCACAGUAGGAGGUAACCUCCCAGUCAGCACUGACCCAACCAAUGAGCUAGAGCGUAGCAUCAAAGCAGCCAUGAAGCGAAUGAAGAAAGUAUCUCCAGAUUCUGAUGAAGAGACAGAUGAUGGCAAUCAGUCUGAAGAGUGGGACAGCUGAGUGAGUGUGUGUGUGAGUGUGAUAGCAAAUUAUUAUUGGUAUCAAAAACAAAGUGAGGGUUUGAGAAAUUAAACUGCCAGCUUGAUUCUGUGCCAAGUGAUUGGAUAAAUGGCGAGGUAAACUUCACCAAAGAACUGUCUGAAAUUCAAAUGUCACAUAUAAGGUUUGGUUUAUAAUUUUGCAGUCUCUGACUUCCCUAGUUUAUUGGAGUGAAAAUAAUCUCACAGUACUGCUGUUUUGAAUCAAGCAAAUAUUGAAUCAUGAGAUUUGAUCAUAAACAUGAAUGUUUUUUGCCAAAAAUAACUCAUUUAAAUCUUUUUGUGUAAUAUCUGAGCUUCAGGAAAAUGAAUUGCAAAGUAAAUUGAGACGACCACAAUGGAGGAAAGAUGUAAUAACUUGCCUUUAUAUUGCACCUCUGACCCUCCCAAGUUGUCUCAAAUAAUGCAGGAAAGCACUUUUAAUUUGGGGUGUAGUCGGUUGUUGUGUAGGAAAUGUGACAGUCACUUGCACACAACAUCUACAACCAGCACUGGUGAUGGCGCCAAUGAUACUGACAACAGUGAUGUUUCAUUAGGAAGCAAGCAGCCUCUACAUAGGCCACUGAGGCUCAGUGGGUGACUCCAAGCCACUUAGAAUAGAGGGCCAGGCUUGGAUAAGCUGAAGUUACAUUAAGCAAAACAAUCCACUUGAUUAAAGCAGAAUAUAUGAUAACUGAAGCAUAAGCUAAACUGGGCUAAAGUAGUCAGAUUGUCGCAAGGUUUGUGAAGGUUUGUAGCUCAGCUUGAGGUUUAGGGUGUAAGUUUGCUCGCUGAGCUGUAGGUUUGAUAUCCAGACGUUUCAUUACCUGGCUAGGUAACAUCAUCAGUGGGGACCUCCAAGUGAAGCAAAGCUGUUGUUUCCUGCUUUCUAUUUAUAUCUGAAUUUUAUAGAUGAUGUUGACUGAUGUUACCUAGCCAGGUAAUGAAACGUCUGGAACCAAUGUCGUCUAUAAAAUUCCAUGCAAGGACUGCCACAAACACUACGUAGGACAAACAGGAAGAAAGUUAGCCACCAGGAUGCACGAACACCAGCUAGCCACAAAAAGACGCGACCCUCUCUCCCUCGUAGCCUUACACAUGGAUAAAAAAAGCCACCAUUUCGACUGGGACAACACAUCUAUCCUGGGACAGGCUAAGCAAAGACAUGCCAGAGAAUUCCUAGAGGCCUGGCACUCCAACCACAAUGCCAUAAACAAACACAUAGAUCUAGAUGUCAUCUAUCAUCAGAAAACGAACAGGAAAUGACAUCGCCACAAACCCCAGGAACCCCAUCCAGGAGAAAGAUAUAAAUAGAAAGCAGGAGGCAACAGCUUCGCUUCACUUGCAGGUCACCACUGAUGAUGUUACCGAGCCAGGUAAUGAAACGUCUGGAUAUCAAACCUACAGCCCGUAGUCCGAUUGUUUCACAGGCCCUGACUGCAGACUCUCUGUGAUGGAAUGCAGCUUGGCAGUGAGAUUGUGGGUCACUUUUCUGAUGUGUUGUCAUCAUCUGUACUUCCUCAGCUGACAACUUACCCAGGAAACCUCACUAGAACAGCAAUGGUUCUUCCUUGUGUUUUAACGACUCUUUUCUUUUUCUACCAUGAGCAAUGUUCCAUCGAGGUGUCUGGAAAGCAGAGCUGACCAUAGACGUUCCAUAGGUUUGUUCUUUAUAACUUUUCAGUCACCUGGAGAAACCAAGGUCCUACCAGCUGCUGCACUGAGGCAGACAAACAGCACAGGGUGUGUUCCAGCCUGGGCCCUGGUUUGAGUAUCUUCUGAAUAGAGAGGAGACACAGUCAGUCCAGGCUCUUGUUCAUGAGCCAACCAUCUCUGGUCUGAAUAGGAUGGGCCUGGACUCUGAUACUCUCUGCAAUUGAUUACUGCACUGGCCUUUACUAGUUAGACUCAUGAGAAAUGCAACCAACUUUGCGUUCUGAAGGACCGUUUUGCAAAACUUAGUCCCAGUAAAAGAUAAGGAAAUAUCAGUUAACAUUUCAUCCUGAAUUACUUUAUUUAGAACACUGGACAUUGGACAUGUAGAUAAUAAACUAUUGAGUGAUUUAUUAAUAAAGGCGCAGUUUACUCCUUUAAAGCUUCUGCAAAUAUACAUAAUAAAUUAUAUAUUUUUGUGCAGAUCUACAGUUGAAAUUUAUUUUUAAGAAUAUUCAGGUUAUUCAAUCGAAGGCACUUUAAGAUGUAAUUACAGAACUCGCCUUGCUGUUUGAGGACUGUAUUGCUUUCAAAAAAGGCUGAAAUAUUGUGCAGUUAAUUUGUUUAAUUCCUGUUUUCUUUUAAACUGUUUGCUUGUAAAGCAGUAUAUACCUGGAGUAUUGUGUGCUCAGUCCCUGUAGAAGUUAUUGAUAAAUUUUAUCAGGGAAGCCUUUACAUAAUUUCAAUGCUGAAAUGUCAGUCUUUCACAGAUCUUUUCCUGUUUCGUUCAAAAGAUACAAACUGGAGGUUUCCAUGUUGCAAAAUCCUGGCAGGUCACUCGAGCAACCUAUUUCCAGCUCUGUAACAUUGUGUCCCUUCACCCCCCACGUCAGUAUAUCUGCUGCUGAUAACCUCUUCCUUUGGAAGAGUGGAUGUGGAGAUGGCGUCCUCCUGAUGUUCUGCCCUUGAACUGUGAAACCGUGCUGCUUGGCUGGGGAUUGCCCAUUGGGCCUGCGCUUGCUGACCCAUGUUGGCUCCUGUUGAAGCGAAUCUGUAUUUUAAAACUCAUCCUUAUCCUUAUUUUUAAAAUCCUGCUUUUUUUUUCCUCUUCCCUUUUGAAGAAAGUUGCCCUUGUCCAAUUUUGAUCUAUCUAGAACCUGUAGCUCUCUUUCCUCUUGGAGAUGCUUCCUGUAAAUAAAAGAGAAGCAUUUCCUCCGACUAACGUCGUCUUUAUUCAAAACGGGAGGGAGCUGGAAAGCAGGUCUGUGAAUUUAAGAUCUCUGAAAAUAUUCAAAACUAUUAUUAAAGAAGUUAUAGCAAGGCAUUUGAAUAAGUUGUACAUUACAUCAGACAGUCAACAUCAGUUUGUGAACGGGAAAUAAAUAUUGUUUAACCAAACUCUCGAGUUCUUUGAGGCUGUAAUGAUGUGCUGACACUGAAGGGGGGAGGGGGGGUGGGGUUGAGGGGUGAAUAAACUGUACUUGGAUUUCCAGAAGACACUUUAAUAAGGUGCCAUGUGAAAGGUUAUUGUGGAAAAGAAAAGCACUUGGUGCAGGGGGGACAGCCUAUUGGCAGGGAUACAAGAUUGACCAGCUAACAGGGAAGACUGGGCAAAAAUAGGUAUUUUUGAGGUUGACAAGAUGUAACGAGUGGUGCCCUAUAGGGAUCAGUGCUGUGAUCCCAACUUUACAAUGUAAAUCAAUUACUUAGAUGAAGGUUCAGAAGGUAUGGAAGCCAGUUUUGCAGAUGAAUCAAAAAAGGUAGGAAAGUGAGCGAUGAAGAGGGGUUGUGAAAACACAAACAUCAUAGAUUACGUGUGUGGCAGGGAUCGGGCAAUGGGGUGUAAUGUGGGGAAAAUGUGAAACUAUCAAUGUUAGCAAGAAUAAAAAAGGAUAUGAACUAAAUGGAUGAAGGAUGUAAGGGGCUUUGAAUGAAGGAUGUAAGGGGCUUUGAAUGAAGGAUGUAAGGGGAUUUGAAUGCCUGUACAAGUACAGCAAGUAAUUAAGAAAGUGAAGGGUUUUUUUUUUGACCUAUUGGAAGGGGAAUUAAAAGUAAAAGUGGUAGAGUACGUGCUUCUGUUGUACAGGGCAUUGGUAACAUUGUCGGGUCCACAGUAUAACCUCAUUGACAGGAGGAUAUGAAUGUAUUUCAAACAGACCAGAGAUAGUUUAUUGGACCACUCCCUGGAAGGAAAAGGGUUGUCUAAUGAGGGAAGGGUGGACAAGCUUGGAUUGUAUCUGCUUGUGUAAAUGUGACUUGAUUGAAAUAUGAAAGAUCUUUCGAGGAUUGCAGACAUGUUGUUUGAAAAUGGAAGUAUAAACAGUUUCUUUUUAGUUUUGUUUUGCUAAAGCUGGAUUUGAUACUGUACACAACACUGUGCAGCCAGGCACCAGGAGUCUUUGAAAAGAAAAAGGUAACUAGUCAGCAAUGGCUUGUGGUUUCAAAAUCCUUAUCUUGCUGUUACUCUCCUCCCCUCUGAGUGGAAACAAAGUGCCAAAAGAAAGAGUUAACUCCACCCAAGUCCCCUCCGUAAUCAGUUAAGACAAAAUUGUCGACUGUAGCAUCCUCACUGUGAUAAUAUUGACAAAACUCAAAAAAUGAACAGUGGGGAAGUCCCUUCACUUCUCCUUUCAGUUUGGACUUUGGUUCAUAAACUUUUGUCUUUUUGUCUACAUUUUAUAUCCUUUAUUUACACUAAAAUCAGUUUGUUUCCUCUAUCCUGUCCAUCCAAUUUUGAAGGAAUAUGUUUGUUUGGAUUUAAUGAGGAUAUGGCUUCAGUUUGUAUAUUAUUA